Molecule: messenger RNA, 507 nt
Organism: Camelina sativa (false flax)
Lineage: Eukaryota; Viridiplantae; Streptophyta; Magnoliopsida; Brassicales; Brassicaceae
Biological process (GO): positive regulation of transcription by RNA polymerase II
Molecular function (GO): protein dimerization activity; RNA polymerase II cis-regulatory region sequence-specific DNA binding; DNA-binding transcription factor activity, RNA polymerase II-specific
Source: RefSeq, a predicted model, not a curated record
AUGAUGAUGAAAAGAGGAGGAACAAAGAGAAAGAUUGAGAUUAAGAAACGCGACACUAAACAACAACGCUCAGUGGCUUGCAGCAAACGCCGUCAAACUCUCUUCUCCAAAGCCGCUGAUCUCUGCCUUCUCUCCGGAGCCAACAUUGCCGUCUUCGUAACCUCCCUGGCAGAGAACUUCGAUGUCGUUUACUCCUUCUCCGGCUACUCUCCUGCCUCUGAAAUUGCUGACUGUUACUUCAACGGCAAGUCUCCACCGAAGAUUACUAACCCCCAAACCAAGCUAGGGUUUUGGUGGGAAGACCCUGAUCUCUGUGAAUUAAAGAUGAUCGUGGAUCUUAUGAUGAGAACGAAGAAGCAUCUGAAGGAUUGCCUUGACAAGAAAGAAAAAUCACAAUUUGUUUCCAAUUCUGAUCAAAACCCUAGCUCCUCUGCUUCUCUCGACGAAAACCCAAAGUCCUCGACUCCAUCUUCCUGUGAUGAAAUUGCAUCUUUCUUUCUUUUUUGA